AUGGAGAACGUUGAGUACCUUCAGGCACCGGUUGACGGCAAGGAGCCCCGCCGCGUUGUCGUGCUCAACUACAGCGACCUCGAGCAACCCAAUGUAGACCUGUCUGCAGCGAUCGAAGAGGCUUACGGCUUCAACGGUCUGGGUAUCCUCGCCGUUCGUGGCGUGCCCAACUUCAUGCAGCUUCGUGGUGAACUGCUGCCUCUCAUCCACAAGUUCGCCACCCAGCCCGAGGAGGUAAAGAAGAAGACAGAGCACCUGGAGAGCAGCUACAGCUUCGGCUGGUCCCAUGGCAAGGAGGUGCUCGAGGGCAAGCCCGACUUCUCCAAGGGCUCCUACUACAACAACCCCGUCUACGACCGUCCGUUCGACGACGAGGAGCUCAUCAAGAAGUACCCUUCGUUCUGCCACCCCAACAUCUGGCCCGAGGGCAUGCCAGAGUUCAGGGAUGGCUUCAUGAACAUGGGCAAGCUGCUCGUGGACGUGGGUUUGCUCAUUGCCAAACAGUGCGACAUCUUCGUGAAGAAGCAGUGUCCGGCGUUCGAGGAGGGCAAGCUCGAGCGUAUUGUGCGGGAGAGCCGAACGGCCAAGGGCCGCGCCCUUCACUACUUCCCCAUCGAGGAAUUCACAAGCGACGAGUGUGGCGAGAAGAGCUGCCAGUCCACCCACGAUGCCGACGUCUCUUCGUGGUGCGGUUGGCAUAACGAUCACGGCUCGCUGACGGGCCUCGUCCCGGCCAUGUACAUGAGCAAGGAGGGCGCCGAGGUCACCAACCCCGACUCCUCGUCCGGUCUCUACAUUCGCGCCAGGAACGGCGAUCUGGUCAAGGCCGUCAUCCCCUCCGAGUACAUGGUCUUCCAAAUUGGCGAGACGGCGUGCAUCCACAGCGGAGGCUACCUGCAGGCUACGCCGCACUGCGUGCGAGGUGCGGCGGGCGAGAAGGCUCGCGGCGUGAGCAGGGAGACGAUGGCCGUCUUCAUGGAGCCCAUGUGGGACGAAUCCAUGACCGUGCCCGCCGGCGUUGAACCUGAUAUGGCCACCCGAGGCUCGGGCGCGCAGCACCUGCCCAAGGGCGUGCCGCCUCUGGCCACGCGCUGGAACGAAACGCAGGACUUUGGCUCCUUCACCACUUCCACCCUCUCGUCCUACUACUGA
Molecule: messenger RNA, 1152 nt
Organism: Acanthamoeba castellanii str. Neff
Lineage: Eukaryota; Discosea; Longamoebia; Acanthamoebidae
Exons: 8
Coding region: 1-1152 (383 amino acids)
Source: RefSeq, a predicted model, not a curated record